AUGGCUGUGGUGGAGAUGGGCGAAGCUCUUGGAUUGGAGGCUCUGCAGGGACAGAGCGCUGAUGCUCUACAGCCUGUUUCCAGAACGGUGCGGGUGUUCAUCAGCUCCACACACUCAGACAUGAAGAAUGAGAGGAAUGUAUUUUGGGAGAAGGCCUAUUCGGAGUUGCAGGCCCACUGUCAAAGUUUAGGUCUCGUCUUUGAGGUAGUGGAUUUCAGAUGCGGAGUGCAUGACAUCUUCACAGCUGAUCACUUGACAACUGAACUGUGCAUUAAAGAAAUCGAGUCCUGUCAGAGAAUAUCAGAUGGCCCAACUUUUAUCGCUCUGCUCGGUAAUCAGUACGGCCAUCGCUCCAUCCCACGCCUCAUACCAGAGACGGAGUUUGAGUUGCUGGUAUCAAAACUUCCCAAAGAUUCAGAGAGUUUAAAGCUCCUAAACCAAUGGUUCUCCAAAGACAGUAACUCAGUCCCACCCACAUAUAUCCUCCAGCCAAUCACAGCUCACUAUCCUCAUUACAAUGACAGGGGCUCUGAGAGCGGACAGUUGCGUGAUGAUGAUGUCAUAUCCUGGAAUCUGACCGAAUCACGGCUGCUGCUGGCUCUCCGCACUGCUGCCCAACAGGCCGAGAGAGAAGGGGAUAUCAGUGUUGACCAAAAGCACAAGUUUUUCAAAUCUGUCUUAGAGUAUGAGAUGGAGCACGGCUUUCUCAAGACCCAAAAGGAUGCAUCAGCGGUGCUGUUUUUCCGUGAACUGCCUCGACUCAGUAAAAGAGACUGCAAGAAAAACUUUGCAAAGUUUCUUCUGGACGUCACAGCCGAUGGCUUGUUGGACACCGAAGCCCGGGAGCUCUUGGCCGACCUGAAGCAACGCAUCUACAACACGGGUCGCCUCCAGCCUCUCUGCAUGGAGCUCAGCAAAGGAGCUAUGGACCCGAGCCGCAAAGAACACAAGGGGUACCUUGGAAAACUGUGUGAGCAGGUGACAUCCCAAAUGAAGGAACUGAUCAGCAGGAAUGCGCUGCAAACUUCAGGAACAUGUAGCACGGUAGAUCCAGGAUGGUCUUGGUUGAAACAGGAGAUCUUCCAUCACGCCGUGCUGAGCGAGGAGAAGUGCUCUGUGUUUAAAGGAAGGGACAGCAUUCUGGGAAAGAUCUGCAUUGCCAUGUGGGAGUCCACGAAUGCUUGCCAUGAUCCUCUUCUGGUUCAUGGACCUUCAGGGGUUGGGGUCGGUAAAACAGCUCUGCUUUGCAAACUGGCACAGGAAAUGCGAGGCGUUGUUGACCAUCGGGGAGUUGUGGUGCUGAGGUUGCUGGGAACAUCUCCACUCAGCUCGGAUGUUGACUCUGUUCUCAGAGGUGUUUGUCUUCAAGUGUGUGGAGCUUUAGGGUUGCAGUUCCCCUAUCCACAUAUUGCCAACGCGCAUGAAGAGCUAGUCCGGUUUUUCCAUUCCAUGCUGGAAGACGUGUCAAAACAAGGAGACACGCUCCUACUCAUUCUGGACUCAUUGGACCAGCUUUUAGAGGCAAACAAACCUCAUAAACUAGACUGGAUACCUAAAGUGAUCCCUCCCAAUGUGCAACUUGUACUCUCCAUUUCUGAUGACUAUGUUGAGAAAUGUAAAUCUUUGGUUUCAGCAGAACAAAACGUCUUUAGAGUGGAACUUCUCACAGACGAUCAAGGGAAAGACGUUAUUGGCGCCUACAUGAGCGCAGCUGGACGCAAGCUGACCUCAGAACAGGUAGACACCAUCUUAAACCGCUUCCAGCAAAGCAGGAGCCCUUUGCACAUGAAACUCAUGCUAGACACUGCCAAACAGUGGUCCUCCUGCACCUCCACGUCUAAUGUUCGCCUGGGCGUCUCUGCACAGGAAGUGAUGACACAGUUUGUGGAGUCACUUGAGGAGAGUCAUGGGAAGAAGCUAGUUAGUCAUGCUCUGUGCUUCAUCUUGUUAUCAAGAAGUGGUCUAUCAGAGGCAGAGUUACAGGAUGUCUUGUCGUUAGAUAAUGACGUUCUGGCUGAAAUUUAUAAGUACUGGCUUCCUCCAAGUCACACACUCCUGCGCUUCCCACGACUUCACUGGUCCCGGCUCCGGCAUGACCUGACAGCUCAUCUGACGGAGAGAUGGGAGGGUGGUGUUAUUCUGCUGGGUUUCACCCACAGGCAGUUCGCAGAGCUGAUAAGGAAGAGAUAUUUAUCACGCGAUAUGAAAACAGACAUGCAUGCCAUCCUCGCCGAAUAUUUCUUAGGACAGUGGAGUCAGGGGCAGCUCAGGCCGAUCCUUCUUCCCUCACUAAGUACGCUGCUCAAUGCUGACAGAAAGGUACCACCCCAGCCCUUGUGGUUCACUGGAGAAGUCGCCAAUAUGCGGAAGCUUCAUGAACUACCCUAUCAUCUCGCUCAUGCAGGCAAAUGGGAGGAGCUACGCCAAUCAGUGCUAGGCAGUCUGGACUGGUUAUGUUGUAAAACUCUUCGGUGUGGUGUAAGCUGUGUUAUUCAGGACCUGUCGCUUUGCACUGACCUCACAGACUGUCCUGAGAUACGAAUGCUGAAAGAGACAUUUCUGCUUCUCAAGCCCUUGUUAGAUUUAAGCGACGGUCGUGUGGAUCCCUCACUUUUGGUCACGGAGAUCUUCGCCAGGCUGCAGGGCCUUGCUGAUCUCUACCCCUCCAUGAUUGGUCAGCUGUGUUCUCAGUGCGUGGGCUGGUUUGGUUCCUGUACUGACCCAGUGCUUGUGCCCAAAUGCAGCUUCUUUCAGGCCCCUGGGGGCCCACUGAAGAGCACCCUCACAGGGUUCAUGAAAGGGGUGAAGGCCAUCGUGCUGUGCUCAAAGAGAGAGUUGCUGGUAGCAGGUUCAGAGGAUGGACUGAUUAUAGUCUGGAAUCUAAACCAUCUCCAGACUCUUCACACUCUUUCUGGACACACUGCGGGGGUGCUCUCCCUGAAGCUGAUGGACAAAACCAAUCACUGUCUGUCUACUGGACUCGAUGGCACACUAAGAAAAUGGUGUCUGAUAAGUGGACAACAGCUUUUCUGCAUCACUGAUGCAGUGUCUGUCCAAACACACACCCCUACACACAUUCACAUGAUCGAAGAAAGGAGGAUUGUCAUAACCAACCCAAGCAGCCUAGUUAAAGCUUGGCACUUGGACACUGCAGAGCCCCUGUAUGAGCUGACGGCAGGCGUUUGUUCUGUUCUUGGUGUUGUGGGAGAUGCAGUAGCAUGCAUAUGCAGUGAGGGGGCACUCUGUUUUUAUGACGUAUCCACUGGCAUGCAACAUUCCCAGACCCCCCUACCCUGCCCUGCUGGACACCACAAUCUCACCUGCUCUCUGACACUCUCCAAAUACCCCAAGAUACUCAUUGCUUUUGGGGAAGGCCGUCUCCAUUCGGUAUGGAGCCAUAGUAUUGAGUCUGUGGUUGAUCUUCCCUCUCCAGCUUUGUUCCUCAGAACAUCUGAGGAUGAAAAACUGCUGUUUGCAGGAUGUGACAGAACAUUGUGCGUGUUCCUCGUGACGCUGACUUCAAUGCAGAGGGUUCUGGAUCUUCACCAUGAUGCGUCAGUCUUAUGUGCCGUCUCAAGCAGUGAAGGUAGUGAAAUCAUCACAAGUGCCCAGGAUCGGAUUGUACGGGUGUGGAGUGUCACCACAGGAGCCCUGCUGGACUGGAUCGGUGUGAUGGAUUCUGCUGUGUCCUCUUUGGCUGUCCAUCAGCGCACUAUUAUCUCUGCCUCCGUUAUAGCCAACCAGCUCAAAGUAUGGCAGCUUGACUACAACACCAAGCACAGGAGCAAGUCUUUCAUCCCGGCAUACUACCCUCUAGUGGCCCUGUCGAAAGACGGUGAUACUGUAUUCUAUGUGAAAGAGGGAAAUAAAACACAGGUUUUCACCUGGAGCUGCUCAGAAGGUGAUACAUGUCUGCGGUCCGACAGUAUGGACGUGUCCUCAGAAGUGUGCUGUAUGGAACUAGCCCAGCAGAAACGUCUACUCUUCUGUGGACUGCGGACUGGUACCAUCCUUAUUUACCCACUAGACUUUGCCCCAGAAACCCUGUGCCUACCACCUCCAGAAAGCCUACCAAUGGUACGCAGCAUGGCCAUCAGCCCGCGGGAGGACAGAAUGGCCGUGGCUUAUGAGGAUUCGGUUUGUCUCUUUGAGAUUACAUCGAGAGACAGUUUCCCCUGUGUGGACGGCCCGUUUGAGAGGUACACCCUGUGCCUGCUGCAUUCCCCUAUCUCUGCCAUGGCUCUGCUGUCUGACUGCAGGCUGCUCUAUGGGACAUUUGGUGGCGAAGUGGUGACCUACGACUUUAAGAGCGCCACGGCAGCCGAGCUGGAUCAUCACGGUGCAGCCAUAACCUGUAUCACUAUGAGCAACUGGGAUGCACAAGCAUUGAUUGGCUCUCAAGACUGCAUUCAGAAAUUGUGGAAUCUGAGUCCCGUCUUGCUGAAUCACACCAUGGAGUACAAGGGUUUUUAUUUUGAAGGCGUCCUCUGUGCUGUCUUCUCAAUAAAUGAUAAAUACGUCUUCACUGGAUCCCUGGACAAAACCAUCAAAGUCUGGGAUGUCUGUAGUGGUUGUUUGCUGUACGUCCAGUUCGUCUACUCUCCAGUCAUAAAGAUGAUGCCACACAAGGAUGGCUUUGUAGCCGUGUCCCAGCAUGGCUCGUUCAUCAAGGAAGGUUUCUGCUGUCCAGACACCCUUAAACCUGGAUACAACCCCCUCCGGAUCUUCAGAGCACAUUACCGAGUUACCUCUCGGGAGAAAAGCCUGAACGCUCCGCACACCGUCAUCAACGAGCUCCCAGAUUACAACCCUGCUCAGUUCAAUUUCAUCGGCAUCGGUUUGAUGAAAAGCAAACCGUCCAACACAUGUGUUCUCCUCUAAAUACGUUCUAGGUUCCAAACCUCUUACCCCACCUGCUUACAGAAUUAGGCUAUGCGCUAGGAAAUCAUCUGUGUAAUUACAUA
This is a messenger RNA of Sinocyclocheilus grahami, 4964 nucleotides long. It is a transcript of the gene nwd1, whose product is annotated as NACHT and WD repeat domain containing 1. Gene Ontology annotation, molecular function: protein binding. The transcript has 20 exons. NCBI's taxonomy places the organism in Eukaryota, Metazoa, Chordata, Actinopteri, Cypriniformes, Cyprinidae. The coding region runs from base 1 to 4881 and encodes 1626 amino acids. The record is from RefSeq and is a predicted model, not a curated record.